Nicotiana attenuata is the source of this 1454-nucleotide messenger RNA. RefSeq names its product heavy metal-associated isoprenylated plant protein 6-like. NCBI's taxonomy places the organism in Eukaryota, Viridiplantae, Streptophyta, Magnoliopsida, Solanales, Solanaceae. The record is from RefSeq and is a predicted model, not a curated record. The coding region runs from base 93 to 1088 and encodes 331 amino acids. Gene Ontology annotation, molecular function: metal ion binding. The transcript has 5 exons.
AUUCUCUAUAUAUUCUUCCAUUUACCUCCUUUUUCUCUCUUCAAACUUCAAACCAUUCCAAUUAAAUUUAUUUCAUUUAUCCUCUCAAAUAAAUGGGCGAGAAAAAAGAAGAAACCAAAGUUAAAGGAGCAGACAAGAAGAAAGAAGGCGGAGAGAAGGCUGCCACCAUAGUGUUAAAGCUCGAUUUGCAUUGUGAAGGCUGUGCCAAGAAAGUCAGACGUUUCAUUCGCCACACUGAAGGUGUGGAAGAUGUGAAAUCGGACUGUGAAAAUGGAAAAUUGACAGUAAAAGGGAAUGUGGACCCCUCAUGGCUCCGGGAAAGGGUGGAAAUCAAGACCAAGAAGAAGGUGGAGCUGAUAUCAUCGCCGCCCAAAAAGGACGGCGGCAGUGGCGGCGCCGGCGGAGAUAAAAAAUCUAACGACAAAACAGAGAAAAAGAAAGAGGAGAAGAAAGACGAGGAGAAGAAACCUAAAGAGCCUCAAGCAAGCACUGUGGUGUUGAAGAUUCGGAUGCACUGUGACGGGUGUGCACAUAAAACAAAACGAAUUAUAAAAAAGAUUAAAGGGGUACAAGAGGUGACAAUACAAUCAGAAAAAGAUUUGGUCACGAUAAAGGGGAUAGUGGAUAUAAAGAAGCUAAUUCCUUACUUGACAGAUAAAUUAAAGCAAAAUGUUGAAGUUGUUACACCAAAGAAAGACAAUGGAGGUGGUGAAAAGAAAGACAAAGAGGGUGGCAAUGACAAGAAGGAGAAAGAGAGUGGCGGUGGCGGCGUCAGCGGCGGCGGGGACAAGAAAGAGAAAGGCGGUGUCGACGCCGAGAAAAAAGACGGCGAGUCGAAAGAGAAGAAGACAGAAGUGAUCAACAAAAUAGAAUACUAUGGUUACAACUCAAAUACAUAUUAUGCAAUGCCUAUGCAUAACCAAAGUCAUAUGAAUCAAGAUUAUGGCUUGACAACGUACGAUCCACGUUAUGCUCAUACAAGCUAUGCACACCAACCACAAUAUGUGCCACCACCUCCUCCACCAACGUACUUGAACGCACCACAAAUGUUCAGUGAUGAAAACCCUAAUGGUUGCUCGGUCAUGUGAAUGACGCGAACUUUUAAGUAAAGUACGGAACGAGUCUUGUCUACGAAGUAGAGCGACAAUAGUGACCUCAUUUUAUUUGUUUCUGGCGAAGCUUCUAGCUUUAAAUUGAAUUUUAGCUCAGCUAAAUUGUAAGUAAAUCAAAUAUUAAGAAGUUGAAAAAAUAGAAAUAUGCGAAAGCAUUUAUACGAGGAUAGGAUUUCUUUUUAGGAAGUUUCAUUAGGUUAGUUAGAAACGGCUAAACCACCGAUGGUGGAUUAGUAGGUGUUUAUUUAUUUAUUUUAGACUUGUAUGCCAUUAAUUAGUUGGUUACUUAUGAUAUAUUCAAUUUUUUGGAAAGAAUUAUAUAAAUUUCUUCAUUUUCUAUUA